CACACACACACAUUCAAUUCACAUACAAAAACUAAGCUAGCUAAGCUAAGCUAAGCGAGAUUAUCACAGUAGCUAGCUAGCUAGCUGAAUUAAUUAGCAUGGGAUUCACGGUGACGAGGACGAGCAGGUCGCUGGUGGCGCCGUCGUCGCCGACGCCGGCGGAGACGCUGCCGCUGUCGGUGAUCGACCGCGUGGCGGGGCUGCGCCACCUGGUGCGGUCGCUGCACGUCUUCGAGGCCGGCGGCCGCAACGGCGGCGGCGAGCCGGCGAGGGUGGUGAUCAGGGAGGCGCUGGGGAAGGCGCUGGUGGAGUACCACCCGUUCGCCGGGAGGUUCGUGGAGGGCGACGGCGGCGGCGAGGUGGCGGUGGCGUGCACCGGCGAGGGGGCGUGGUUCGUGGAGGCGACGGCGGCGUGCAGCCUGGAGGAGGUGAAGCUGCUGGACCACCCGAUGGUGAUCCCCAAGGAGGAGCUCCUGCCGGAGCCGGCGCCCGACGUCCAGCCGCUCGACAUCCCUCUCAUGAUGCAGGUGACGGAGUUCACGUGUGGCGGGUUCGUGGUGGGGCUCAUCUCGGUGCACACCAUCGCCGACGGCCUCGGCGCCGGCCAGUUCAUCAACGCCGUCGCGGACUACGCGCGCGGCCUCGCCAAGCCGCGGGUGUCGCCGGUGUGGGCGCGCGACGCCAUCCCGGACCCGCCCAGGAUGCCGGCGCCGCCACCGCGGCUGGAGCUGCUCGACCUCCGCUACUUCACCGUCGACCUCAGCCCGGACCACAUCGCCAAGGUCAAGUCCGCCUUCUUCGAGUCCACCGGCCACCGCUGCUCCGCCUUCGACGUCUGCGUCGCCAAGACAUGGCAGGCCCGCACCCGCGCCCUCGUCGCCGCCGCCGCCGCCGCCGGAGACGACGACCAGGAGCGCCGCACCGUGCGCGUCUGCUUCUUCGCCAACACGCGCCACCUGAUGCUCAAGGGGGACGGCGCGGCGGCGGCGGCGACGGGGUUCUACGGCAACUGCUUCUACCCGGUGGCGGCGGUGGCGAGCGGCGGCGAGGUGGCCGGCGCCGACAUCGUCGACGUGGUGCGCAUCGUCCGGGACGCGAAGGCGAGGCUCGCCGCCGACGUGGCGCGGUGGGCGGUGGGCGGGUUCGAGGAGGACCCCUACGAGCUGACCUUCACCUACGACUCCCUCUUCGUCUCCGACUGGACGCGGCUCGGCUUCCUAGACGCCGACUAUGGCUGGGGCACGCCGUCGCACGUCGUGCCGUUCUCCUACCACCCGUUCAUGGCCGUCGCCGUCAUCGGCGCGCCGCCGGCGCCCAAGCUCGGCGCGCGCGUCAUGACCAUGUGCGUCGAGGAGGCGCACUUGCCGGAGUUCAGGGACCAGAUGAACGCCUUCGCCGCCGCCAACUAGCUACACAUGCUUAUACUAUCAUAUCAUGCACACUAGUUAAUUAUAUUAAUUACAGUAAUUAUAAUCCUUAUUAGUAUUAAUUAAUCAUCAAGAGGGACAGUGCAAUUAAUUAAGCAUUGUCUCAUGCAACUCUGAUCGAUCGAUCGAUCGGUGUGUGUACGUAAUUCGGCUGGUUAAUAAUGGAUUUGCAACUUCCUUCCCCCGCAGUAGACAUAUCUAGUUAAUUGCGUUGUGUAAGAGAAAUUAUUUUUCCUUCUAAUAUAUUGACUUGUAAUUGUGUUGCGCGUUCACGAAAAAUAAUGGAUUUGCAAGUAGUAUUAACAA
This is a messenger RNA of Oryza sativa Japonica Group (Japanese rice), 1733 nucleotides long. RefSeq names its product acyl transferase 4-like. The record is from RefSeq and is a predicted model, not a curated record. NCBI's taxonomy places the organism in Eukaryota, Viridiplantae, Streptophyta, Magnoliopsida, Poales, Poaceae.